AUCAGAUAAUUCUAACUUGCCAAUCAGGAAAUGCUUGGGAAGCAAAAGAGUUUGACCGUUUGAUUGUAAUUGACAGUAUUGUUCUCCAUACAUAUAAAUAAAUCUUUUUGAUAGGAGUGCAUUAGAAAAGGAUUUUCUUAUUCUUAAUUAAUACCUAUAACAGUAUUUUUUUAAAAUAAAAAAACCUUAAUAAUGAAGACUUUAUUCUUUGCCUGCUUUUGCUUGAUCAUCUGCAGUUAUGUACAAGCAAUUGAUUACGUCAAGUGUGGUUCAGGGAAACAGAUUCUAAACCUCAAGGAACUUAGAAUAAAUCCGGAUCCCAUACGUCUGAGUGGAAAGAAUGCCCUUAUCUCAAUUGAUGCCGCCCUUAAUGAGGAGAUACCGGCGGGAGCUAAAAUUCACAUCAAGGCCUGGAAAGUCAAGAAAAUUUUUGCCUGGGAUAUUUACCUCAAAGCUCCCUGCUUGCUUGCAAUUGGAUGUGAUGUCGAACAUUGCAAGUUUUUUAAAUACUUCAGUGGCGAGAAUAUGUGUCCGGUGAAGCCCCAGAGCUUCCGAGGAGAAGCCAUUGAAAUUGAGAUGCCCGAACUGGGAAGUUUCGUCAAAUGGUUUGCAUCGGGGCGUUUCUGGAUCGAAGUGCAAAUAAUUGGUCGAAAUUCAGAGCAACUCUCAUGCUAUUCAAUUAAAGGAGAAGCAAAAGCCCUGUUUGCGCCUUUGAAACCAAAUAGUAUGUCUCAGAAGAUAGAAAAACAAAUAUCUGAAUAGAAAAUAUACUACUAAAAUAUUUGCGUUGUAUCUUUUGUAAAAUUUUGUUAAUAAAUAUAAAAACAAUUUUAAUAUUCAA
This is a messenger RNA of Argiope bruennichi, 841 nucleotides long. RefSeq lists its product as uncharacterized. Lineage: Eukaryota; Metazoa; Arthropoda; Arachnida; Araneae; Araneidae. Gene Ontology annotation, cellular component: cytoplasmic side of plasma membrane. The record is from RefSeq and is a predicted model, not a curated record. Gene Ontology annotation, molecular function: lipid carrier activity; enzyme activator activity. The coding region runs from base 193 to 762 and encodes 189 amino acids. The transcript has 4 exons. Gene Ontology annotation, biological process: lipid transport; ganglioside catabolic process.